Messenger RNA from Erigeron canadensis, 1376 nucleotides. RefSeq names its product L-galactose dehydrogenase. Bases 151 to 1116 code for a protein of 321 amino acids. Gene Ontology annotation, molecular function: L-galactose dehydrogenase activity. The transcript has 5 exons. Gene Ontology annotation, biological process: L-ascorbic acid biosynthetic process. Lineage: Eukaryota; Viridiplantae; Streptophyta; Magnoliopsida; Asterales; Asteraceae. The record is from RefSeq and is a predicted model, not a curated record. Gene Ontology annotation, cellular component: cytosol.
AAGCAAACCUUAAAAGCCUGAGAAAAUAGGUAGAAGCGAAUGUGCACAUCCAUUUUAUUGUUAUCAUUCUUAUCCUCAAAAAUCCAACUCCAAAAUCCUCUUUUAUCAAACUUUGAUUCAAGACCCUAACCGAUCUGACAACAACAAAAAAUGUCAAACUCGGCAUUGGAGCUACGACAACUCGGAAACACAGGACUCAAACUAAGUUCCGUGGGGUUCGGUGCGUCACCACUUGGCAGCGUAUUUGGGCCUGUUUCUGAUGAAGAAGCCAUUGCCACUGUUCGCGAAGCCUUUCGUCUCGGCAUUAACUUCUUCGACACUUCCCCGUUUUAUGGGGGAACGUUGUCUGAGAAAGUACUUGGGAAGGCGUUGAAAGCGGUUGGAGUGCCACGAAAUGAAUACAUUGUUUCAACAAAGUGUGGGAGGUAUAAAGAGGGUUUUGAUUUCAGUGCCUCAAGGGUGACUAAAAGUAUCGACGAGAGUUUAGAGCGGCUACAAAUGGAGUAUGUUGAUAUAUUCCAAUGUCAUGACAUCGAGUUUGGCUCACUUGAUCAGAUUGUAAAUGAAACGAUUCCUGCACUUCUAAAGUUGAAAGAAGCAGGGAAGAUCCGGUUUAUUGGUAUAACUGGACUUCCAUUGGAAAUCUUUACUUAUGUGCUUGAUCGGGUACCAUUAGGCACAGUUGAUGUAAUUCUUUCAUAUUGUCAUUAUAGUAUUAACGAUACGACAUUGGUGGAUCUACUCCCAUACCUAAUAAGCAAGGGAGUUGGUGUCAUCAGUGCAUCCCCUCUAGCAAUGGGACUUCUUACAGAAAGUGGCCCUCCAGAGUGGCACCCAGCUUCACCUGAACUCAAGGCUGCAUGCCAGAGUGCUGCUGCUUUCUGUAAAAACAAGGGGAAAGAUAUAUCAAAAUUAGCUAUGCAAUACAGUUUGUGUAACAAAGAGAUUUCUACCAUACUGGUCGGAAUGAAAUCCGUGGAACAGGUGCAACUUAAUGUUUUAGCUGCUACUGAACUUGCAAGGGGUGAGAAAGACGACGAAACACUGGCUGAAGUCGAAAAAAUACUGAAACCGGUCAAGAACCAAACAUGGCCUAGUGGUAUUCAACAAAGUUAAAACAUUGGUAAAUUACCAUCCCCAAUUCCCCCUUGUGGAUUUUGAGGAUUAAAACCGUUGUUAAAUUACCAUCCCCAAUUCACCUUUGUUGUUUAUGAGGAAUAAAACCGGGUCUUAUUGGCGUGCCCUUGUAUCUGAUGUAGACUUGUUUGCAUUCACUAGAUGUCAGGAUCCUCUUUGGUAAAAAUACGACUUUUUACAUCUCAUCUGCUUUGUAUCCCUAUUGUUCAUCAACCAAGAUAAUCGCUAUUCAUUUUGUA